Messenger RNA from Nyctereutes procyonoides (raccoon dog), 9562 nucleotides. It is a transcript of the gene TTLL4, whose product is annotated as tubulin tyrosine ligase like 4. Gene Ontology annotation, biological process: protein polyglutamylation; microtubule cytoskeleton organization. Gene Ontology annotation, molecular function: tubulin binding; tubulin-glutamic acid ligase activity. The transcript is spliced from 19 exons. The record is from RefSeq and is a predicted model, not a curated record. NCBI's taxonomy places the organism in Eukaryota, Metazoa, Chordata, Mammalia, Carnivora, Canidae. Bases 334 to 3954 code for a protein of 1206 amino acids. Gene Ontology annotation, cellular component: cilium.
AGAUUCCGCGCGCCGGCCUCUCUCCCGCCCGCCCGCCGCCGCCGCCGCGAUCGCCCCUUCCAGGCCUUCAGUCCGUCCGCUGGGGGCGCGCGCAGUGCGUGGCAGGCGGCGCCGGCGGCUGGGAGCGCGGGGCGCGUGGCGGUGCGUGGUUGCUAGGGGCGUCUGAGGCCGCCCGCUCGCCCAGCAGGCGGAGGGAGGAAGCCGCGCGGAGCCGGCGGCGAGCGGAGCCCAGGCGAAGCGGAGUCGACUAGGCUGACGGAUUUCAAGGAUGCAGCUGCUACUCCUGGAGGUGCGGGGCACCUUCUCCAAUUUGGGCCACGAGGCCAUGUGGCCAUGAUGGGGCCCCUCAUGGCCUCAGCGAGAACAGAGCACUACAAUAUUGGCCUCCACCGGGGAAACAGCUUAAAGCAGAGCGGCCCCUCAGACACGGCGCCUGCCCCGCCACCACCGGAGAAAGCCUCUGAGGGCAGAGCCUGGGCUCAGGCCCAUCAGCAGGUGAAGCCAAUCUGGAAGCUGGAGAGAAAGCACGUAGGGACGCUUUCAGCAGGGUUGGGCCCCAGCCUCUUGGGUGUCCCAUCCCAGCCAGCCUAUUUCUUUUGCCCGGGCACUCUGUGUAGCUCGGGGCACUCAGCUGUCAUCGCAGGCCACGGCAGCUCCUGCUACCUGCGCUCCCUCCCAGACUUGUUCAGCAGCACGCUGCUGUACCGCCGCUCCAGCCACAGGCACAAACCCUACCAGCAGCUGGAGUCUUUCUGCUUGCGCUCAAGCCUGCCGGAGAAAACACCUUUUUCUCUCCCUCACAAGGGCCUCCCUGUCAGACUCACUGCCAAUAAGGCCCCUUCUUUCACGGUGUCCCCCAUGGCCCAGCCCAUGGCGUCCUCAUCCACAGAUCGGUACCUCUCACUGGGAGCGGCUGGGGAGAACCCUUCGGGGAAGUGCCUGGCUGCUGCCAUCUCAGGGAAGAUCCCAUCUCCACUCUCCUCCUCCUACAAGCCCAUGCUAAAUAACAACUCCUUCAUGCGGCCAAAUAGCACUAAAGUGCCUUUAUCGCAGGCCACAGAGGGCCUGAAGCCCGUAUCCUCACCCAAGAUCCAUCUUGUUUCCUGGCAUCAUUCAGGGGGCACCGGAGACUGUGCACUCCAGCCUGUCGAACACAAGGUACCCAAGAGCAAUGGCGCUAUCCUAGAUGAUGCCCUUGCCCCUGGCACCCUCUCUGCCCCUAGCUCCUUAGACACUUUGACCACCAGUGUUGCCUCUCCUCAGUAUAACCGGAGUAACUUAGCCACAAGAGCAGAGCCACAUCCUUGUGGCCUGGAUGGCAACUUUGUUUCUCAGGCUCUGACCAGGGAGGUUAGGUUCACUGAGGCGGUGAGGAAAUUGACCGCAAGAGGCUUUGAGAAGAAGCCAAGGCAAGGCUGCCAGUUGGAACAAUCUCGUUUCAUGAACCCCAGCUUGCAGUGUGAGCUCCUCAACAGGAACCGGCAGUGGAAACCUCCCACCGUAGGCCAGCAGUUCCCCCAGGAGGAUGCUGGGGCAAACAGUAGGACCCUGCUCAGCCCCUCGGACACCCUGGAGCUGGACGGUACAGUCUUCUGUACCAAACGCAUCAGCAUUCACCUCCUUGCCUCACAUGCCAGCACGCUCAGCUGCAGCCCUGCCUGUGGAUCUGCCAUUGACUCCCCACCACCUGGAGAAAACAAAACUCCCGAGCCACCUGCUCCUCCUCAGCCCCUGGGUGUAGCUGAUGUGGCCACCCGCCUCUCUUCCAUCCACUUGGGCCAACUUGGGAAGGAGGGGCCUACGGAAGCCAGAGGGCCGGACUUCCCUGCCAGGGAUAUCGGUUCAGCUGCAGACCUCCAGCCAGACCUGGGUGAGGCUGAAGAUCUAGAAGAAGAGCUAGUAGAUGGUUUGGAGGACUGCUGUAGCCAUGAUGAAAAUGAAGAGGAGGAAGGAGACUCUGAGUGCUCUUCGUUCAGUGCUGUCUCCACUGGUGAGUCAGUAGCAGUGAUCUCUCGGAGCUGUGCAGAGAUUCUGACCAAACCCCUCUCCAGUGAGAAAGUGGUCCGACCAGCGCUCAUCUACAGCCUCUUUCCCAACGUGCCCCCUACCAUCUAUUUUGGCACCCGGGAUGAGAGAGUGGAGAAACUUCCCUGGGAGCAGAGGAAGCUGCUCCGGUGGAAGAUGAGCACAGUGACUCCCAACAUUGUCAAGCAGACCAUUGGACGGUCCCACUUCAAAAUCAGCAAGAGAAAUGACGACUGGCUGGGCUGCUGGGGUCACCAUAUGAAGUCUCCUAGUUUCCGAUCCAUUCGGGAGCAUCAGAAGCUAAACCACUUCCCAGGUUCCUUCCAGAUUGGACGAAAGGACCGACUGUGGCGGAACCUGUCUCGCAUGCAGAGCCGCUUUGGCAAGAAGGAGUUCAGCUUCUUCCCCCAGUCCUUCAUCCUGCCCCAGGAUGCCAAGCUCCUGCGCAAAGCCUGGGAGAGCGGCAGCCGCCAGAAGUGGAUUGUUAAGCCUCCAGCGUCAGCCCGGGGCAUUGGCAUCCAGGUCAUUCACAAGUGGAGUCAGCUCCCCAAGCGAAGGCCCCUCCUGGUACAGAGGUAUCUACACAAACCCUACCUCAUCAGUGGCAGCAAGUUCGAUCUGCGAAUCUAUGUUUACGUCACCUCCUAUGAUCCCCUCCGGAUUUACCUCUUUUCAGAUGGACUCGUCCGCUUUGCCAGUUGCAAGUAUUCCCCUUCCAUGAAGAGCCUCAGCAACAAGUUCAUGCACCUGACCAACUACAGUGUCAAUAAAAAGAAUGCCGAGUACCAGGCCAAUGCAGAUGAAACGGCCUGCCAGGGCCACAAAUGGGCGCUGAAGGCUUUGUGGAACUACCUGAGCCAGAAGGGAGUCAAUAGUGAUGCCAUCUGGGAGAAGAUAAAGGACGUUGUUGUCAAAACCAUCAUCUCGUCAGAGCCCUAUGUGACCAGCCUACUGAAGAUGUACGUGCGGCGGCCAUACAGCUGCCAUGAGCUCUUUGGCUUUGACAUCAUGCUGGACGAGAACCUCAAGCCCUGGGUCCUGGAAGUCAACAUUUCCCCGAGCCUCCACUCCAACUCUCCGCUGGACAUCAGCAUCAAAGGCCAGAUGAUCCGUGACCUUCUGAACCUGGCAGGCUUUGUUCUGCCCACCGCAGAGGAUAUCGUUUCCAGCUCUGGCAGCUCCAGCAGCUCCAGUGCCAGCUUGCCCAGCUCCCCCAAGGAUAAAUGUCGAAUGGCUCCGGAGCAUUUCACCGCACAGAAGAUGAAGAAGGCCUAUUAUCUGACCCAGAAAAUUCCCGAUCAGGACUUCUAUGCAUCUGUGCUGGAUGUCCUGACACCAGAUGAUGUUCGGAUUCUGGUUGAGAUGGAGGAUGAGUUUUCUCGCCGUGGUCAAUUUGAACGAAUUUUUCCUUCUCGAAUCUCUUCUCGCUAUCUCCGCUUUUUUGAGCAGCCACGAUACUUCAACAUUCUCACCACCCAAUGGGAACAGAAGUACCAUGGCAACAAGCUCAAAGGAGUAGAUCUGCUUCGGAGUUGGUGCUACAAAGGGUUCCACACAGGAGCCAUCUGUGAUUCUGCUCCAAUGUGGUCUCUCCCAGCAUCACUUCUGACCAUCCCAAAGGGUGACGUGGGACUCAGCGCUUUCCCCAAACUAGAGAGUGGCAAGCUGGGAAAACACAGCUUCUCCGAGGGAAGCAUACCACUCUGUGAAGAUGGGACCAUGCCUAAGCCCAAGAAGACCCAAGCUGGCCUUUGUCCUGUUCCCGGGAAACCCAGUUCUUCCAAGGACAGUGAGGACAUCAGCAAAGAGCCCAGCCUCUCUACCCAGAUGUUACCUCUGUUGAAGUACUCUGGGCAGACUUCGAGACUCUCUGCUUCCCCCACCUCCCAGUCAACCGGUGACUCACUCCUGGCUGCUGUGAGCCCAUGACUGGCCUCUCUCCACUAGCCCCUGCCUAGGAGCACCGGUGUUAGCUACCUCAUGGGAACUGGCCGGCCGGCCAGCCAGCCUGAGCCCCCGGUCCCUUCCUCAAAGUAUUUUUUUGAAGUGGUUGAAUUGCAGAAAUGGGUAUCUAGAGGGCUGGAGGGGUGGUGGGAAUGGGGAGAAGGUGAGGAAGGUUCACUGGCUGGUACCUCAUAUCUCUGCAGAGAAGCCACUAAUGGCCACUCAGCCUUAUAAAGCAGGGUUUGGUUUCUAACUUCAGAAAGCCGUGUGUGGUUUGUUUUAGACCUUGGUGCAGUGAUUGAGUUACAGCUCUGGAGGAGAAGACGCAAUGAACACAUUUGGGCCUGAAGUCCUUUGUCUGUAAUUGAGGAGGUCCCUCCAAAGGUCCUCCUCUCCUCCAUCAUCACCCUCAGUCCCCGUGUCCCAAACCUCCUGUUCUGAGGAACCACUUUGAGAAACUUCAGAUUUCUUCAGGAGACAGGCAGGGAGGGAGAGGCCAGACAUGAUCAACCCAUUUCCUAUCAUACCAGUCUUCAGGGAUUCACUUCUUUCAUAUACCCAGCAGUCAACAGUCCUGAGUCUUCUUUUUCUGACCUCACAUCACUACCUGUUCAGCCUUCUAGACUUCUCUCUCAUGGAUGUUAGUUCUUAGUGCUCUGUGAGGUGAGAGGUCUUGUGAGCUCUGCAAAUUUCCUGUGGCCCCAUUGAAGGAGCCCAGAUAAUCCCAGUUGCUGUUGUCUCUGCUCAUACAACGAAGGACACCAUCCAGGGGGAAGUGACAGGAGCUGUGAUUUCCCCACAACAUGGAGGAAGUUUCAGGUUCUGCUUACUCUUGUCACUGUCUGAUGAGCGGGGUCUGGCUCACAGGUCUGAUGGCAUGGCAGGUGGAUUUCAGGAGCAGUCACCACUGUAGGAUGGCUUUCCAGUCAGACUGCUGACAAAAUUCUUUGUGCUUUUAACUGAAUCUACCUCCCUCCCCAAGACUCAGUAAAAUGGUGACCAUUCGAUAGAUGUUGACGGAGUGAAGCAUGCUUACAAAGAACACAAACACCCAAACCAGAAAUUCUCCUCUCCCGGGGCACGGUGGGGUCCAGGGGAAGUAUAAGGUGUGAUCGGGAAGGUAGUUUUCACUUGAACUGUGCUCCCCUCAACCCAGCACUUCUGGGUAGCUGCUACCUCCCUCCCCAGGCCUGAGGUUUCUUUACUCUCAUUUUCUAGCAGUGGUGCCCAGUAAGAAGGCACCUGGCCCCGGGCUCUCUGCCUUCAUUCUCUCGAAGUUUUGGAAAGAUAACUACCCUGCUUUGUGGCUCCUAGAGUUCUAAGUGGAGAGUUGGGAUAGAGCCAUAGAAAAGUCACUGAGAGGCCUGGCUGGGUUCAAGGCCACCCAGUGAUGGCUACACUGGCCAGUCUGAGGGCCAUGUUGACAAUUGUGACGAAAGCUUUGUGGCAAAGUCCUGGGGCAACACAUGCUGCUCGGCGGCAAGGAUUUCAAAGUCAGGCCCAGCAACAGAGGCCCUGGGAGUCUGGUUAAAUCCAUUUGGGUAGAAAUGACUCCAACUCCCCCAUCCUACCUGCAUGCAGUACUCUAGAGCAAUGUCAAAACAAACCUUGUGACAAGGGCAGAUGCGGUCUUCCUAAGAAAGCUGGCCACCUGCUUGAGUACUUUUGUGAUGUCUGGUCUGGUGCAAGGGCUUCAGUGUGGAGGCCUGGCCAAGCUGCUUUACUUCUUGGAAAGCAACUUCAGUUCUUUGGCCCGCCAUCUGAGAAUCCCCAGACAGCAUCCAUGCAAUGAGAGGGGCCCGGCAUUGUGGCAGCAUGGAAUGGCGGGUGAGAGGUGGACUUAGUAAGUUAAAUGAGUAAUGAAAAUAAGUGUCCUUAGUAGUUUAAAGCAUGUGUAUACAGACAUUUUUAAUUUCCAUCACAUCACAUCAUAUCUGAAGGUGUGUUUUGCCAGAUGGGAGAAAGGAAUGGGUCUUAUAUGCCCCCUUCAUCCUUGAGAGAAAAUUGAAUCUUGCUUAAGCAUUCAGCAUACAUGUUUAGCAAUGAAAACCCACAGUAUAAGGUAUUCAGCUAAAUAAGGGCUUUAGGGGAAGUAACGAAAUUUUUUUUUUAAGUUUAAUUUUGGAGCUAUAGUAAACAUCAGAAUGUAUCCACUAUUUUUCUAAAUUGGCAACUUACACCCAGGCAAGUGUUCCUGAGCCAAAGAAUGAAAUACAGGGUAUUUCUGGGUCAGUGGAGUAGGGAUCCAGGGGAAUGGGGGUAUGGAAGGUGGUCACUAUUCCCAUUCACUUCAGAUUCACUCAGGAUUGAUAGAAAACUGUUUUUAGAAUGAACACUAAUGAAGAGGUGGCAUUGUGAUAGGAAGAGAGCAUGGACCUUGUAGUUUGACCCUGGGUUCUAAUCUCAGAUCUGCUGUGUGACCUUCGGCAUGUUAUCUAACUUUUUAAAGUCAGGGUUGGUUUUUUAAAGAUUUUAUUUAUCUAGCUAUUUAUUUAUUUAUUUGAGCACACGCAUGAGCAGUGGGGAGGGCAGGGGGCAGAGGGAGAGAAUGUCAAGCAGACUCCAUGCUGAGCAUGAAUCCUGAUGCAGGGCUCAGUUCCACAAACCUGAGGUCACAACCCAAGCUGAAACCAAGAGUCAGACACCCAACUGAUUGGGCCACCCAAGCAUCCCUAAAGUCAGGUGCUUUUAAUAAUUUGAAAAUAAUACCUACAUGCCAGGACUGUGAAAAUUAAGCAAGACAUAGUAAAAGUACUUAGGUUGUAAAGGGACUUAAUACAUGGUUACUCCUCUCUCCAUUUGCUGCUCAAGCCCCGCUCCUUGGCUAAGGGAAGGCAGGCAAGAAAUGUAAAGCCCUUUCCACAGGGAAGUGAAGCAGCUGAGACGUGUUAGGGGUGAGGAAUGCCAGAACAGGCUUUAUAUACCUCAUCACCCUCCCACCCUGCACAAACACCACCAGCAUUAAUCAUUCUGCUGUUUUGCUCUUCACUGGGCAUUUCUUUGAUUAAUAUUUUAGAGAAUACAAAUUUUCUGGGACAGGAAACACAUUAAGCAUUUUAAGUAUGUGAAUUGAAUGAAAUUCUUCAGUCCUAUCCCAAGAGAAACCUCAAUAAAAACAAGGGAGUGAAAGGGACCUGGUGGCAGGAAAGGGGGAGGAGCAGGGCAGGUACAGAAAGGAGACCUUGAGCUAGGGCCAAGGGACAUGCAGACCCAACAGCUGUGCCGAGGGACAGCUGUUACAGGUGCAUUCUUAAGAUUCUAGGCUGUUCGUUGAGGGUGGUUAUCCCUAUCACCAUAGCCAAACAGCACACCCAGAGGUCCCCUGGGACCAUCCAGCACUGGGCCAGUGAAAGAGGUGGACAAUCCAGCGCAUGGUAGGUAAUUCCAUGUCCCUGUCAGCUGAAUUAGUUACACAAAUAAGGGUCACUAAAGGCAGCCAGGGGACCUCCCCUUCCUGUUUCCUCUGGAUUUGUCCUUUAAGACAUAUGAUUCAGCUGUGUACUUACUGAUUGAAUCCCCCAACUGCUUUGAGACUUUUCAGAGAUGUGUAGCCGAGGCACCUCUAUUUCAUGCCACUUGUGAUUCUGAUCCAGCUUCUCAAACCUUGGCCUUUGGACCCCACCCCUACCCCCACCUGAGCGGAGUUUGCAUCCUUGUUAAUGUCCAGGGAUCAAUAGAUGCUCUUUUGACAUGACCUUUCAUCAGCUUUGGAGCAAUGAAAACUGCAAGCAGUCUUACAUUGCUCUUGGCAGAUUUCUCACAUAGAUGAAAGAAUACAAGAAGGAUCAAUAGUUUUCUAAAACUUAUUUGCGCCUUUAUUAUAAUGGAUUAGGACACAGAAUGCUAGGGACUGUCACUGGAAAAGCUAACACAAUGAAAAGCUCUUCUAUGUAAAACAUUAGACAGUGUCUGAUAACAGUGCAGGUUUAUUUUUUUUUUUUAAGAUUUGUUUAUUCAUGAUAGACAUAGAGAGGGAGAGGCAGAGACACAGGCAGAGGGAGAAGCAGGCUCCAUGCCAGGAGCCCAAUGCGGGAUCCCGGGACUCCAGGAUCGCGCCCUGGGCCAAAGGCAGGCGCUAAACCGCUGAGCCACCCAGGGAUCCCCCAUAGUGCAGAUUUAAAAUAGAUUCUGGGGCUCCCAGCUGGCUCAGAAGAGCAUGUGACUUGAUCUCAGGGUCGUGAAUUCAAACCCCAAGUUGGGCGUAGAGAUUACUUAAAACUUUAAAAAAAUAGAUUCUAAAAUAACACCACCAAAAGGAUUUUUUCCAUCAAGUAAUAGUAACCAAGCACGUUACUAUUUCAAUAGUUCUUUUUUUAAAAUUUUUAUUUAUUUAUGAUAGUCGCACACAGAGAGAGAGAGGCAGAGACACAGGCAGAGGGAGAAGCAGGCUCCAUGCAUUGGGAGCCCGACGUGGGACUCGAUCCCGGGUCUCCAGGAUCGCGCCCUGGGCCAAAGGCAGGCGCUAAACCGCUGUGCCACCCAGGGAUCCCCUAUUUCAAUAGUUCUACAAAACUGUUACAACAGCAUUUUGCUAUUAUAAAACUAACCAAAUCUCCUUUAAUACUAUUUGUGAGAUACAAAACCUCAUGAUUUCAUCAAGAUAAUUAACUUAGAAAGAUUGGAUUUAACAUUCGUUGUCAGGAAAUUGCAUUUAAAACUAUAAAGAUGCAAGUUCAGAGAUUUAGUGUAUAUGCUUGAAUGAGGAUCCAGUGAGGGCAAAGUUACCAUCUGUAGGAUUGUGACUGACCCUUUAGGUCAGAAUGUUAUUGAGGCUAAACGAUAGGGCAGCAUGACUGGGCCUCCACCCAUUCUCACAGGUGCCUGCUGCCUGAGCGGAGAGCCGCUCCUCCAGAGACACGAAGGAAGGAGCUGCCUCCUUGCAUGCCAUGCGAGGCACAUUCAAGGAGAACCUGGUGUUACACUUUUUGUAGAGGGCCUGUUUCUGGGUCUGGGUUGCUAAGUAGCUGAGCAGUAGCCUCACUGGGAUCUGUUGAAAGUCAGCCCUUGACAUAAGCGGGUAGGGGUGGCGUGGGAAAGGAGCAAAACAAAAGAAAGCCAAAAUACAAGAAAAACCGCAAGGAGACACCACGUACAUAGUGGGAUGGCUCAAAUGAAAAAGGCUGAAAAUACCCUGUGUCAGCAGCUGGAAUGCGCACAUUGCCGGUGGGAAUGGUACAUUGGAAAACAGCCUGGUAGGUUCUUGUAAAGUGAAACCUACUCUUCAACAUAUGACCCAGCAGUUCACUCUUGCAUGCAAACGUUCAUAGCAGCUUUAUUCAUAGUAGCAAACACUUGGAAACAACCCAAAUAUCCAACAACUACUGAAUAAAUUGUGAUACAUCUAUUCAAUACUACUUCGAUAUUAAAAAAGGAAUAAGCUGGUGUGCCUGGGUGGCUCAGUCGGUUAAGUGUCCAACUCUUGACUUUGGCUCAGUUUGUGAUGUCAGGGUCGUGACAUCAAGCCUUGCGUUGGCACCACGCUGGGCGUGGAUCAUGCUUAGGAUUCUCUCUCUCCCUCUGCCUCCCCCAGUCCCCCACCCCAGCAUGCACAUUCACGUUUCUCUCUCUCUCUCUCUCUCUCUCUCUCUCUCUC